AUGGAUAGGAGCAGAGCGAUCUUAGCUUUCAUCUGGAUCAACGAGCACACCACCCAGGCCCUCCUCGCACACACAUAUCAACUGAAUGGAACGACGCCUCACCUAUUGUCGCGCGCUCCCGCUACCGCUCUUGGAGGCACCGAACUGGGAACAUGGCCCCUUGAACGCCCAGUGCCCACAAUCCCUACUGAUUUGGCUACUCUCCACUAUUAUGAUCUUUGGUCUUUUUGUUUGCUUCAAGCGCUUAUCACUCCCAAGCCGCCACUCCAAGUGGAUUCAUUGACUCCGUGCGACAAUAAACAACCCGUUUCAGACUUUCCCUCGACGGUCGGUGUAGUGUGCAUCCCCUCCCGAAGCACCUUGGUAUGUGCCUCGAGGGCCAAGGUGGACGCAUCACUUCUCGACGCUCAUUCAUGGCUUGAUUUACAGAAAGGCAUCGUGGUUGGGCAUAAAAACCCUCUGGCACUCGAGUUAAGUUCCUCAGACAGCUCGCCUAGUCUCUUCAGCUCUCAAGCCCUUCACUCCAAUCAACCAAGCCCUCCCGUACCAAUGGACUCGUUCACUACCAUCGCCUCCUUUACCAACCAACCCUCUGUUGAGGUUCCCUCCGACCUCGAGACCGGCGGAGGUUCUGGAAAUGGGGCAUACUGCGUCAUCGCCUGA
Molecule: messenger RNA, 663 nt
Organism: Coprinopsis cinerea okayama7#130
Lineage: Eukaryota; Fungi; Basidiomycota; Agaricomycetes; Agaricales; Psathyrellaceae
Product: fungal mating-type domain-containing protein-containing protein
Exons: 3
Coding region: 1-663 (220 amino acids)
Source: RefSeq, a predicted model, not a curated record